CGGCUUUGAGGCCCCGGGCGGCCGGCCACGACCGCGUGCCUUCCACCUUAGUUGCGAAUAGGUAUGCUUGGAGCCUGAGGGAGGGAAGGCAGGCAGGCAGGCAGGACUGUGGUAUGCGCCGCGAAAGGCAAUUGCGCUGUUCGCAAUUCUCACAGGUGGUAGGUAUCUGCAUAGUACAGUACCUGGCCGUACCUGCCAAUACUCGACUCCCCUGCGAAUAUCCUGGAAGCCAUCCGUCCACUGUAGCGACUGCACUGGCGACUUUUUUCUCCCUCAUCACCCUCACCACGACAAACAACCGCCCGACAUCAACGAAUAAGGCCCGACUGCGUAACAUGCCACGCCAACUUGCUACUCACCCAACCAGACACGCUACCACGGACAUGCGCUGGGUCGUCUCUGCAGCUCGUCGACCCUCUCCCCCUCCCCUCUCGCGUCGUCGUCCUCGUAACGACGCAAGCGGCAAAGAGAGACGUUCCCAGCACCAAGUGGGCGGUGGGAGUGGAGCAUGGCGUCGGCCGGCGCUCUGCAUCCCGCCGUUGAACGACUCUCAAUUAUCAGACCACCUUUCGCAGUCGCCGUCAUCACCCACCUCGAGUCCAGAAUUGCGCCCGCCCCGGCACCUGCCCGCCCUAUUCGGCCCUCAGCCAUCGCGUUGACUGACUUGUUGACUGACUUGUUGACUGAUUUGGUGCCCAGCGCCAUGGCCGCCAGGAAAAUGCCAUGAGUCCAUGACGGCUUGUUGGCCUGUCCGGCCCGUCUUCCUGGCCCUUUUUCCUGGCCCUCGGCGGCUUGCGACUUGCGAUUCUUCGGUUGACCCCCCACGCGCGCCACCCUCCGGCUCAUUGGUGCUCUCUCGGCGUGGUUACACCGAACCCAGCGAGCAGACUCGUCACGCCCAUGCACACGGCCGAAUACACUCACGCCCUCAGUAGCUCAUGCUGGUGUUCCUGCCGCCCUGAUCUGAUCUGAUCCAGCGGCCUCGCACUC
Molecule: messenger RNA, 990 nt
Organism: Ilyonectria robusta
Lineage: Eukaryota; Fungi; Ascomycota; Sordariomycetes; Hypocreales; Nectriaceae
Exons: 1
Coding region: 114-659 (181 amino acids)
Source: RefSeq, a predicted model, not a curated record